Emericellopsis cladophorae is the source of this 1584-nucleotide messenger RNA. RefSeq lists its product as uncharacterized. The transcript has a single exon. NCBI's taxonomy places the organism in Eukaryota, Fungi, Ascomycota, Sordariomycetes, Hypocreales, Bionectriaceae. The record is from RefSeq and is a predicted model, not a curated record. Bases 1 to 1584 code for a protein of 527 amino acids.
AUGGCCGCCACGAACAACCGCCCGUCCCUUUCCUCGACACGAAGCGGCUCGCCCUCGCCCGACACCCUCCCUACGCCAGCCAUCGGGGCCGUCUCCGAUCUCUCUCGCUACUCGUCCACAACCUCCUCUCUCUCCAACACCUCCAGCGCCGCGGAUGCGACGUCGCGCGGCUCGUCCAUGCACAGCAGUGAUCUCGCUACCCCGCGCAACGGCUCUCGACCGCCACCGCGCCAAAACUCCCACGGACACGAUGUGAAGCGACGGAGAGGGUACAUGCGCCCGCAGGCCACCGACUUUGCGGCCAGUGCCAAGUCGAGGGAGAGCGUCAUGAGUCUCGGCAGCAUUGCGCAUCUACAGUACUACUUUGCGCGCACAGGGUUGCUGGACGGCAAGGGGGGCCAGCUGGCACGCAAAAAGUCAAAGCACCCUGCCACGCUCGAUCUCUCGGCCCUCGAAGCAUCGGGGAGCGAAAAUGGAGGCCCGGGUACGGACCCUGACUCGUCGUAUGGCUCUGUCGACAGCAGCAGCCCCGACGUGGGCGCGCACCCGUACGGGAGCGGGUCCUUGACGGAGUCGCCGACGGACGAGGACGACGAUGCCUUUUCGGAUAGUUUUGCCGACUCCGAGUCGGGGAUGCUGCCACCGACGGUGAGCACGUACAACCACAAGGAGAAGGUCGUCCCCAAACCACCCACAAUCGUGGAACUCAAGGCCGAGCUGGACACCACACUGGCAGAGGCGGCCAAGGCGAUCAAGGAAGUCCAACAUAGAAAGGAGGGCACCUACGUCGAGCCGGCCGACGCGCCCCGGCUGCCCAACAUGCCCGACGAGAACACUCAGGGUUGGUUCGAGCUGCAGGGGAUGCAGAUCCUCGACGUCGUCACCCUCGCCAUCCGCGCGGCCAAAAUGUACUACACCGCCCACGAGAUGCCCGACCGACUCGACGCCAUCAAGUCGGAGAAGCAGGUGCGCGCCGACCUGCUCGCCGUAAUGGAGGUCCUCAAGCAGCAGGCGACCCGCCACUUCAAGGGCGGCAUGAAGGACGACGAGGUCAAGACCAUCAACGGCUGGAUCGAGAGUGUCUACGAAAUCCUCCGCAAGGAGGCCGCGAUCGAGGCGGCAGAGGAGGCGGAGCGCGCGAGCUGGACGUGGCUGGAGGGUGACUGGACCGGUCGGGAGCACGAGCGCGAGAGGGCCUUUCUCGGCUCCAUGGACCCCGAGGCCGCAUCGCUCCCCGCGUGGACACCCGUGUCCGAGGCAGCGCAGGUGCCGACGCCCUUUCUCGCAUCCUUCCAGAACGGCCUGCGCCUGGUGAAGCUCCACAACGCGGCGGUGCACAAGUCGAGGCGGCGCUUCGGCGCCAUCCCCACGUUCCACACGGACACACAGAAACCCUACCGCUGCGCCGACAACCUACGGUACUGGGUCAAGGCGGCGGAGCUGCGGUUCGAGAUACACCUGAGGGUCGACGUCAUGGGCAUCGUCAACAACAGCGGGCCCGAGGCGUGGGAGGCGUUUGAGGCCGCCAUCCUCCAAUGGUGCCGUCAUGUCCGAGAGGAGCUGGCCAGGGAGCUGGCGCGGUGA